Messenger RNA from Plasmodium vinckei vinckei, 606 nucleotides. Its product is annotated as DnaJ protein, putative. The record is from RefSeq and is a predicted model, not a curated record. The transcript is spliced from 7 exons. NCBI's taxonomy places the organism in Eukaryota, Apicomplexa, Aconoidasida, Haemosporida, Plasmodiidae. Gene Ontology annotation, cellular component: cytoplasm. Gene Ontology annotation, biological process: protein refolding. Bases 1 to 606 code for a protein of 201 amino acids.
AUGAAUUAUCAUAAAAUUUUAGGUGUAACAAGAAACGCUUGUAAAAAAACAAUUCGUGAGGCAUACUUAAAAAAAGUUAAAUUAUAUCACCCAGAUUUAAAUAAAAGCCCUGAUGCCACAACAAAAUUUAAGCAAAUUCAAGAAGCAUAUCAAGCUCUAUAUAAUGAUAAUUACUCACAAAAAUUGUAUGAUAGUGAAAAUAGUUAUAAUCAAAGACGAAAUUCUGAAAAUAUAAAAAGCAAUAAAAGCUAUAAUAAUUAUAAUGAAUUCAGCGAUUUCCAUAGAGCAUUUUAUGAAGAAUUUCGUAGAAUGUCAAAACAGGAAAAACACGAUGAAUAUGCGAGAUAUGCAAAUAAUAAUUACAGCUACAGCAUUAACGACAUUUUUCAUAAAUAUCCUAGGGAAUUUUUUUACAUAAAUUUAAUGUUUAAAUUAUUUCCCCUAUUUGUGGUUCCGGUUAUAUUCCUUUUUGUUGUCUACAAACAAUAUAUUUUGAAGAGCUAUUUUAAAGAAAAACCAAUACUUGUAUAUGAUUCAUAUGGGCGAGCCUUUUUGAUUGAUACCCAUGGGAGGAAGUUUAGAGCAUCUGAAUUCGAUAAGUAUUAA